Molecule: messenger RNA, 1468 nt
Organism: Folsomia candida
Lineage: Eukaryota; Metazoa; Arthropoda; Collembola; Entomobryomorpha; Isotomidae
Exons: 5
Coding region: 383-1111 (242 amino acids)
Source: RefSeq, a predicted model, not a curated record
CAACUACCUUCAAAGAAAUUGCACAAUCAAUUAGUUUAAAUUAAACUAGUUUGCUGCUAAAUAUUCUACUGUUCAUUGAAUUAUCAAUUGUUAUCUCUUUAGAGCGUCUUCAAGACUGGAACUGCAAGAUAAUCUUCAGCGUUAAUCUUCAAAAGAGGAUACGUCUGGACAUGACCUAAUAAGUGACUUUGCACUUUAUUAUCGAAAAUUCGGAAUAUUUCGGAAAUAAAGUCGGAUUCGGAUCUUAAAUCUGUUGUAUAUAUAAUGAUACAAUAGGUGUUAACAUUUGUGCAAACAAAUCACUGAAAGUGAAAGCGACGACUAUUACUUGUGAGCAAAAGUAUAAACACUAGUCAUUAAAAAAGUUUGAAAAAGAGUGGACAUGGCGAAAUACGUUCAAUACACACCGGAAGUGUUUGCUACUCAGGACGGAGGUGUUCAUGUAUGGUAUUUCCCCUCAUCAUUUUCGCAAUCUCAAUUAGGAGACAGAGUAAUCGGAUCAAAUGCAUGCACUCUAAUCGCGGUCCUUGUGGCUGGAAGAUUGGAUGAAUUUAACAUACCAAUCUGGGGCUAUUAUGAUCAGCCUAUCUCGCGAAUGCUCGUCACCUCGAUUGCAGAAGCUAUCGUAGAAGGGAAUGAAAUUCAUGAAUCGUUAAUGCUUCGUGGAGAAUUAUACGACAUGGAUUUGACCGUUCCUGAAGCUCUCAAUGCAGUUCGUUUCAAGUAUCCCAGACUCACAGAGUGGUUGGAUAAAACGACGUUGGUGAUGGAACCUAUGGAAGAGUCGUUAGCUGAGAAUAUGCAACGUUGCAUAACCGAAUUUGAGUUGACUCCUCCUCCUCUGAAGAAGGACAACAGUGAUCUCUAUAUCAUUCUAGUGGCGGGUGGACGUUCUGUCUUGUUUUGUUAUCAGUCACGAACAUCAAAGGUUACCCUCGUGGAUUCGCAUGCACACGUACAGCUUGAUGCUGGCAUUGUGGUAUCCCAAUCAAGAAUAAGUGAGUUGGACCAACUUUGUCAGUGGUAUACUGCGAUGUGCACGCAAUGUUUUACGAAUUGGAUCGGGAACAAUUCGCCGUAUGAGCUGGCAUUCUUGUACCAGAGGACAUGACUAGAUAACAUUAUAUCACAUUUAAUCGUUUCAAUCCUGGUGUAUUUGAGUCAUAACACUUACCUUUUAACUGCUAUAAAGCUUUAAUUGACGUAACCAAGAAUCUUACUAGUUAUAAUAUAUGUUAAAAAAGGUCAUAUUGACAUAGAAUUUAGUACCAACAUAAAUCGCUUUGUAAUAGUUGCACCCUCGCAUAUGCCCACAGCUCGUUAUUACAUCAAUUAUAUGUAAGCACUUAAGCAUUUUGAUUUUAUAAUUUCAACAUAUAACCAUUCUGUGAUGUUUGUUUCAAAUCCUAGUUUAUAUGCAUAUUUACCCUAAUAAAGUAAUGAUGAACUGUUACAUCGGAAAAUCAAA